GACGGGGGCGAGCAAUGGAGCGAGUGCGCGCCGUGAGCAGCUGCACAGGAGAGAGGGGCACGAGCCGAAUGUGUGGAGCUGAAGAUGGCGGAUGGAGACAGCGGGAGUGAGCGAGGCGGUAGCAGCGGGGGAGGCGGCGGCGGCGGUGGUAGUGGUGGUGGCGGCGGCGGUAGUGGCGGCUUCCAGCACUUCCAGAGGGACCAGGAGACCCAGGAGCUGGCGUCCAAGCGUCUUGACAUCCAGAACAAGCGCUUCUACCUGGACGUCAAGCAGAACAGCAAGGGCAGGUUUAUCAAAAUCGCAGAGGUCGGGGCCGGAGGCUCCAAAAGUCGCCUGACCCUCUCGCUGUCGGUGGCGGCGGAGUUCCGUGACUACCUCGGGGAUUUCAUCGAGCACUACGCCCAGCUGGGGCCUAGCAGUCCGGAGCAGAUAGCCCAGGCUGCUGCGGGGGAGGAUGGCGGGCCCAGGCGAGCGCUCAAGAGCGAGUUUCUCGUUCGGGAGAAUCGCAAGUACUACCUUGACCUGAAGGAGAACCAGAGGGGGAGGUUCCUGCGGAUCCGACAGACCGUCAACCGUGGACCUGGCUUUGGAGUCGGGGGCCCAGUGGGCGGCAUGCUCUCCGGCCAGACCAUAGCCCUUCCGGCCCAGGGGUUAAUAGAGUUUAGAGACGCCCUCGCUAAGCUCAUAGAUGACUACGGGGGAGACGACGAGGAGCUGGCCGGUGGCACGGCCGCCGGGGGCUACGGUGAGCUCCCCGAGGGCACCUCCAUCAUGGUGGACUCCAAGCGGUUCUUCUUCGACGUCGGCUCCAACAAAUACGGGGUGUUCCUGCGUGUGAGCGAGGUGAAGCCCAGCUACAGGAACUCUAUCACCAUCCCCUUCAAAGCCUGGGGCAAAUUCGGAGGAGCUUUCAGCAGAUACGCCGAGGAGAUGAAGGAGAUCCAGGAGCGGCAGCGAGAUAAAUUGUACGAGAGGAGGGAUGAGUCCGAGGGAGACGAGGUGGAGGACGACUGAUAAAUCAGACGGCUGUUAGUCCAAUUACACGACAGAUCUGCAAUAUAGGAGUAUUUUGCAAAAAAAUAUAAUACAAAAAAAAUGAUUCAAAAAAGACAGAUAAAGUGCAUGACAAAUCGUGCUGUUAUAGCCUACUAAAGUAUCGUGGAGUAAAAAAAGUACAUGUGCAGGGAGUAAUUGGUGUAUUAUCCUAAAGUUUGUAGGGUUGAGGGUUGGAGUGGUCGUUUGAAUCUCUGAAAGUGAAUAAAAAGUGGACUAAAUGUUAAAUGAGAGAUUUCUCACCGGCUGAAAGGUGAGAGAAAACUAAUAAAACCAGCAAAUUGGUUUUUAUAUCUAGAAAAUAAGCCUAUUCGAGACAUAGUUUAUAUUUUAGGAGUGAGGAGUCAAACUGUUUAAGAUGUUUUCCUUGCUCACUCCAGGGAGAGAACCUAGCAUCCAUUGUAUUCCUGUUCAGACCAGGUCUCUCCUCGGGAGGUAGAUUGUGGGAUUUCUUGCAAGUCAGUCAGAUGAGCCUGAGGGGGAAUGUACAGCGAGCUGCUGUCACUCGGUGGAUGUUCCGCGUUAGAUGACGGUUCAACAGAUGAAGAGCUGUCAAACAGCAUGGAGGCGAGCAGCAGCCGGCCGUUCAUUGAAAAGGUUGCCUGAAAAAAUAUUAGGGGAGAGGAUUAUCUGUGAGACCAAACAACAACGGCCUUGCAGAAUAAAAAUUAAAGCUUUUGACUCCAGUAGUCAAUUACAGUGCAGAUCAGCUGGGUUUUAUGUUAUACAUACAAUCUUGGCAAUAUUUUCAAAGCAUAAGUCUCAUCGUUUUCAGUAAGAUUCACAUUUAGAGAUGACGAGCCGUCUGUUCUCCUGACACCAGAGCAUCCCUGGCGUUUGAGAACAGCCGCUUUGGAGAGCCAACAUGUGGGAAGAGGACUGUCUUUUUGUGGGAGCCAUCCCCACCAGGGACAAAUGUAUAUGUAUAUAUAUAUAUUGGGACUUUUAACAAUUAGCUCCCGAAUUGUUAAAAGUGAAUUAGCUUCAUUCUGCAGAGCAUCAGCGAUGAGCUUUGCCAUCAGCCUCUGUGUCGUGGACAGAGCUGGACAGGCGUCCAUCUCAACCAGCCACGCUUCAUUUUCUGAUGUAUCAACUAACAUCCUCUGACACAUGAAGACCCUGGACAGAAACACAUUCAUGGAUUGUUUUCUUUUUGUUUGGGGUUUUUUCUCUGUGCGUGUGUGGUUUUAUUUUUUUCCAAAAGAACUAUAUUGAAACGAGAUUCUACUUAUAGGAAUGAUAUUAUCGAACAAACCAGCAGAAGAUAUUUUGAAAUACUUAUAAUGGAAAAUGUAUUGUUUAAAUGAAUUUCAUUACUAUAAAAUUAAAUGAAAAGGUUAAUUUCUUAAAACAAAGUUGUGACUCAAACCUCCAGAUUGUUUUUUCCAAGAGUAAAAGUAUAACACUUCCUUAAUUAAAACUACUUGAAACACAACAA
Messenger RNA from Platichthys flesus (European flounder), 2491 nucleotides. It is a transcript of the gene purbb, whose product is annotated as purine-rich element binding protein Bb. The transcript has a single exon. Gene Ontology annotation, molecular function: RNA polymerase II transcription regulatory region sequence-specific DNA binding; DNA-binding transcription factor activity, RNA polymerase II-specific; purine-rich negative regulatory element binding. Lineage: Eukaryota; Metazoa; Chordata; Actinopteri; Pleuronectiformes; Pleuronectidae. Gene Ontology annotation, cellular component: nucleus. The record is from RefSeq and is a predicted model, not a curated record. Bases 85 to 1014 code for a protein of 309 amino acids. Gene Ontology annotation, biological process: regulation of transcription by RNA polymerase II.